Yarrowia lipolytica CLIB122 is the source of this 3222-nucleotide messenger RNA. RefSeq lists its product as uncharacterized. Gene Ontology annotation, biological process: regulation of ARF protein signal transduction. The record is from RefSeq and is a predicted model, not a curated record. NCBI's taxonomy places the organism in Eukaryota, Fungi, Ascomycota, Dipodascomycetes, Dipodascales. Gene Ontology annotation, molecular function: guanyl-nucleotide exchange factor activity.
AUGGCUAUGACCGCGGUGGUAGAUCACCCCAUCUCGGACGACGAUAGUGACGACUACGAGUUCGACAACCACACAAUCAAUAAGAGCAGCAGCAAAGAACCCACCCCCGAGCCCGCAUCUUCCAUUGCUCCCAUGGUAUUCCAUCCUCCUCCAGGACCCACUCCCCCUCGAGACUUCACAUCGUCACUACGCGACAAGCGUACCAGCAAGUUUUCCAUGGCCUCCAAUGCCUCGUAUCAUUCUGCUCGCGACGACGACUCGAUUACCUCGAGUCAACUUGUCACGCCAAAGCACGACGUUUCUAUUGACGCCUACGACCAUAGCCACCACAUCAACGGCACUCCGACUCGAACAGGAACGAUUCGACGAGACAACAAAAGCGGAGAUGUGUCUGUUCCAGGUACACCAGUUCUAAGCGGUGACAGUGUUUCGCAGCGACUAUUUACCGGAGGCACACCCAGAGAAACGACUCCAGGCAGCGGCGGAACAGUUACAAAAAAGAGCAACUCAAACACAUCCAUGGGUCCCCCCUCAGCGCCCCAGCAGGCUCACCAGAAGCACGACAAUCAACAAUCAGAUACCACAGCAUUCCCCCCUCGACCCAUUCCCAACUCGUUUUCGUCGUCGUCCUCCCUGUCGUCACAUUCUUCGUCCUAUUCAGACGGAGGCGACGCAAUGGCAGCCAUGAAUGCAGCAGUUGCUGCUGCGAUCAAGGACGACGGAGCCGGUCCAGUUGCAGAUGGUUCUGAUGGCACAGCCAGAGAAAGCAUGCGUGAUUUUGGCGGUGGUCACUCUCGAGACAUUUCUGAACAGUUUGGCUCGUUCAAGAUCUCCACAUCUACAGACGAACCCAUUGCUGAAGAGAAUGUCGGCCCUUACGAGAAGAAUGUUAGUCCUCAUGAGAAGAGUCUGCCUCCCAUUCCACCACCGCAACAGCAGCAAGGAUCUGUAUCUAGUCUGGUUGUUAACUCUACUGCAGCAGAAUCAGCAGCCACACAACAGCGCCAGGAACCACACGUGCAUAGAUCUGUUGAUGCCCAGAGAGCAGCUGUGGAGGCUAUGCAGAGGUCCAGUGGUGGCGACAUUUCGCAGACGGACAGCACAGCUCCAUCUAUUUCUGCAUCCAGUCUUGCCCGAUCGGGAAGUGCAUCCACCAAUGCUACCUCUCUAGGAGCUCACGGAGUCUUUGGAACCCCCACCAUCGACGAUGCGCAGUUUGAGUCUUCCAAGCCCAGUCUAGUGGAUAGUCUCAAGGCCGCUGGGGCUGUUCCCGAGAUUAGAACUAACAACUCGUCGCGAGAUACAUUUGAUAGCAUGGCCUCUUCCAAUAGCAUGGCCUCUUCCAGCGCUGCAUCUACAGACAUUUCCGAUCUGGCAGAGAAGUUUUUCAACGAGACAUAUACCCAGGUUUCACGAGAUGAGUACGCCGCAUGGCUCGGAGAUGAUGCCCAAUUCAACAAAAAUGUCUGCCAGGCGUACAUGACGUUAUUUGCAUGGCAGGGAGUGUCGAUUCUGGCGUCUCUCCGUCUUCUCUGUACCAAGCUAUAUAUGAAGGGUGAGUCCCAGGUUCUCAGCAGAAUCAUGGAGCGGUUCAGUGUUGCAUGGGUGCAAGCCAAUCCCACAAACGGCUUCAUUUCCGUUUCCCCCGUCUACACUACCGCCUACGCUCUGAUUCUGCUGAACACAGACCUGUAUGCUGCUGACCACAGUCUCACUAAGCCCAUCACCAAGGCUCAGUUUGUCAAGAACACCACCGAGACUAUUGUCAUGGCCACUGAGCAGAAGAAUCUCAUAGCGGUGCUGCCCAACGUUGAGUCCAGAGAAAGUUCAGAGAUGCGUGAUAGCACAGACACUCUUCUGUUGGUAUCCAAGCCGUUUGAGUCUUUCAACCCCACCCAGUGGCUUACAACUCUUCAGGCUAUUCUUCGGGUGUUCUACAACUCCAUUAGCAAGAGUCCUCUGCAGAUUCGGGCCGUUGAUAGAGUGGCUAAAAUCACGCCCAUAUCGCCUAUCGAUACGCUGGCACACACGAACGCACAGUCUCGAAGCAGUAGUGUCUCUUCGAGCUUGUUUUCCAAGUUUCGACUGAACAAGAACAAGAAUGCAGCAGAUUACAACAUGAGCAGAAUCGACAACAGUCUACCUGUUCCUUCCGAUCCCUUUGGACGACGAAACUCCAUCCAAUCCAAUUUCUCUAUUGAAACAGGCAUGUCUUCUGGCUCGUUCACUAUGCCUCGUCAGGCUGUUGGCUUUGCAGGUAUCCUCUGGAACUCUAUGGCUCGAGAAGAGACCAGUUCUAUGUUUUCUCGAGAGGAGGACGAUGACGAUGACGAUUUCAUGCAUGACAUUUCGCGUUUAGAGAAUGCUCUUCAGGCCGAAGAUGAGCUUCAACUGUAUGGAGCUCCGUGGGCCAAGGAGGGCCUUUUACUGUACAGACCCUAUGUGGACCCCCACUCUGGAAAACGAAGUCGAAAGACGAAGUGGAAAAGUCUGUUUGUUGUAGUCCAGAAGGGCCAGCUCAAGCUGUUUGACUUGUCAGCCAAGAAGUCGACUUUGGGCGGCGGUGGAUUUGGAGGAGGCACCGUUGGAGGUGGAAACUGGAUGGAGAGUGCUCUGCAGGUGGAUGCCUGGAGUUUGUGUCACACCAUCGCGCAAGAGCUGCCCAACCCCAAGCGUUCGAAGUCUUACCAGGCUCUGUGGUCGCUGACUCUCCCCCAGUAUGGUCUUCUGGUCUUCCAGGCAGGUACUUCUGAGAUUGCCAAGGAGUUUGUUUACACUUGCAACUACUGGAGUGCCCGACUGUCCAAGGAGCCCAUGAACGAAGCCGUUUCCAACAUGGAAUACGGAUGGUCGUUUUUGGAGGGUACUACGGGAAGUGCCAAUGGAGAUCAUCUUCAGAUCAAGGAGUGGAAGCCUCGUGGACAUUCGCUGGUGGUCAGUGACUUUGAUGAGAAGCGCCAACUUACAAACAUUAAGGAUUAUUUGGCUGCAGUUGAGACUCAGCUGAGCCACCACAACGGUUUGUUACCCCGAAUGCUCAGUAGUUAUACGCAAGGCUCACAGAACUACUCCCGUGCGCAUGCCAACUGGGAGCGAAAGAGUCAGUACCUACUGCAGCAGACUGUAAGAUUCCGAGUUUACGUGGAUGCUCUAGAAGCCGGUAUUGAGGAUAGAAAGGACCCUGGUCGACGAAAAUACGACGUGAUCGAAGAGGAGGAGUAA